UUGUAGAGUGUUUUGUUGUGUUGUUAUGUAUGUCGUGCGCGAGAACGAGUGCAGCAGGCAGUAGCAGCGAACAAGAGUAGGCAGCCGUCGUUUCAUUCGGAUUCGACGGGGUUUUGUGUAGUGGCAAUUAUCAACCAGGUGACAUUACAAGCUAUUGGCAGUAAAGUUACGGCUACCGUAUCUCGGAUCGGUGUUUCGGCGCAUCCACACAGGACCGUGUCGAGAGCUAAUGCUGUCAGAUUGCGUUCGACGUGCGUGAUUUUUGAUUGUGAUUCCGAUCAGCGUGUUCAGGUUGUGUGCGCCGGUUUUGCGUGAUUCGUUCGUAACAGUUGUCGAGUUCUCACCGUGGUACUAACAAUGCAUCAAUGCCGUUGCAGUUCGAUAUACUGUGGACAAAAAUGAAGGAUUAAUAUUUGCACAAGUUGAAAGAAAAUGAGCUGUGAGUGAUUAGAAGAAAUCAUGACAGUGAAAAGCUAUACGACAUUGGGCAAACGUGUUCUUGCCUCAACCGAUUAGGCUCAGCUGAGUGUAGGAGGGAAUGCUGUUUCAGCAGAUUUGAGUGAUAGAACGCCAGCCAAAGGCAAAAUUGUGAAAACAAACAAAAACCACCAGAAAAGUUGUGUCAUAGUUUCCACUGGGUUGUGUUACGAUAAAAGUCGAAAAAGUUCAAUUUCCGCCGUCUUCGGAAAGAAGAGGUACUACAGAGUGAAUGAUCGAAACAGUGACGAGUAGUGAACGGCGGUCCAGCAUUCCAGGCGGAGAGAAAACCAUGUCACAUUUUCCUUUCCGAGGAUCGCCUACAACCCAGAGUACUACACCUUCAGCACCUUCAGCGCCAUCCUCACCACCUGCAGCUCCAGUGACCAUGGCAGUAACGACAACAGUGCCUCCAGGAGCCCGCAGCACAUCUCCGUGUUCAGCGACUUCCGGCCCGCCCACGUCCGGCAGCGGACGAUGUUGUGAUACCGGUCGACCAAUCUUCACUGAUCCCAUCUCGGGUCAAACGGUGUGUUCUUGUCAGUACGAUCUAAUCAACUACCAACGGUUAGCGAGUGCGGGAAUCGCUGGCCCGGGCGGUGUACCUUUAUCCAUGUACAGUGCGCCGUACAGUCCGGAAACGAUGGCCGCGUAUUUUCCUGCGAUAGGAGCCGAUCAGGCGCCGUUCUACGCAAAUCCAGCCGCUGCCGGUAUCGACCUAAAGGAAAAUCUAGCAGCAGGUGGUGCACCGUGGCCUUACCCCUCCGUUUACCACCCGUACGAUGCUGCCUUCGGUUACCCUUUCAACUCCUACGGAAUGGAUCUGAACGGAGCGCGACGGAAAAACGCCACCCGGGAGACCACGAGCACGCUGAAAGCGUGGCUCAACGAGCACAAAAAGAAUCCGUAUCCUACCAAAGGCGAAAAGAUUAUGCUAGCGAUAAUCACGAAAAUGACCCUCACGCAAGUGUCCACGUGGUUCGCGAACGCGAGGCGGCGGCUCAAAAAAGAGAACAAGAUGACCUGGGAGCCCCGCAACCGGGUGGAGGACGACGAUGUCAACCUGGAUGAUGACGACGACGAUAACAAGAGCUUGAAGGAUGAUAAAGAAAUAUUAGAUUCCAAAGAUUCCGGUACUGGUUCGAGUGAAGAUGGUGACCGGCCUUCAAGGCUUGACAUGCUGGAUCGGCCGGGCAACAGUGAAUGGAACGGAUCGCGGAAUGGUAGUGGUCCGAAUUCACCAGAUAUCUAUGAUCGGCCGAUGCAUGGGCACCCUCUUCUCCAUCCCUCCAACUUCCCGCCCCAUUUGCGAUCCACGAUAGGAACCCCACCUGAAGUAAACCACACCCCCAGCGGAAGUACAAAUCCCAGCAAACCAAGAAUAUGGUCGUUAGCCGAUAUGGCCAGCAAAGAGAACAAAGAUUCCGAAUCUUCAUCACCGACGGCAGUUGGAUAUCCAUCACCAGGAAAAAUCAUAACACCUCUGGCAGGCCGCGGUAUUAACCCGCUGCACCAUCAUCCCUACAUGAGGCCUGAGUUCUAUCGCAAUCUCUACGGGCCGCACCUAACGCCGGGAUCACCGGAAGUGUCACUCCUUGAGUCCUACCAGCGAACUUUUGGGGCGACGUUAGCCCACAACGGAAUCCCCGUCGGCAUCAACCCGCUGAUAUCGAAAGCUUCCGGAAGCGGGCCCCCGUUUGCACCCCUCAGUUUAACCACCAGCGGUAAUCCAACUACGGCACCGCAACCGGGUGCAUCGCCUGCGUCCAGCACCUCUUCCGGCCCAGAGAACCUGACUCCUUCCUCGCCCGCCACCGACAAACUGAUACCCGUGACGAAUGCUUCCAAGCCAUGACAUCUGGAAAUCAAGUAAGCCAUUUUACUAUAAUUCCAAUCUACAGUUUUAGAAAUUGGCGAUUUGAAAACGAAAACAAUCAGACAAUAAUGAUAAAUGUGAUUACAAGUUUUCCCAUUCUCAAUCGUCACAAAUCGAGUAAAUCGAAAGAUUUUCGUCUAUUUUUUUCAAAAAUAUUUAAUUCCAAUAUUUAAUGAACAGCAACAAACGCUCAGUUUUCCGAUAAUUAUUUUUCGGCAAUAUGAACAAAAUAGAUUGGUAACCCAAACGUAUAGAAACCACUUUUCAAAGCGGUCGGUGUCAGGGAAAAAAAGCCGUCGGCAAAUCUAUCGACCUACUCGGAGACAUGUUGCGAAUGGGAAGACGAUGGAGGCGCGAAAACAAACAAUAACGGCCAGGAAUCAUUUAUCUCUUCUUCAACCCCCUAACUUCUCGGCCUUGUUCGUGGCAAUUUCGUUCCAUAUGCAAAAACUGAAAAAAAAACACUAAAGUGCAACGAAUUAGUCAUAAAAUGCCCAAGAGAUAAAAACAGAAGUUUUGCCGUACGAAAAACAUGAGACGCACGAGAUUCAGUUGAGAAAUUCUAUCUCCCACACUUAAGUUUAUUGUGUCUUCAAAUAGCUCGGUCGCUGUGAGCUUUUCGUCGAAUAAUAAAAAAAAGGAACUGUUUUUGUACAUUGUAAUAAAACGUUUGUAUAAAUACAAAUAAUGAAUGGAUAAGCGAAAGUGUUGUAAAUAACAGAAUUAUAGAUAAUGGAAAUAGUGUAUGUGAUAUUAAAAUGUAUUAAACAAUAACCGAUAAGAAGGCGAGCAGUUUCGCAAUGAAUGGACGUUAUUUUUCAUUUCCUUUUUUAUCGCGAAUCGUUCUUUUAUUGAACGUAUAUUUGAGAAGUGGUUCCUUUCUUCCUUAGUCAAUCUUGUUUCUGAUUAUCACUCAGUUACUUUACCUCCCGCUAGCUAGUUGUUGUGUUUCAAUCCUCUGUUGAAGUGUAACUUGAGAACAUAUCAUGGGAAUCCCGCUAAAGCCAUUUUCACUAGUUCAAAAAUAGCGUUUUCUGCCCACUAGACCGCAAUAGGAACGGCUGUAGUCCGCAUUUCUAGAAAAAAAAAGAGCAAAAGAGACGAACAAGGUGAUUUGUAUAAUUUGACCAUCGUUCAAGGUACAGACUACAGGAAUAAGACUUGUAAAGCCACACACAACCAGAAAGUGACGCGUGAAUACGAAUCAACAACAUUUGUAAAGAGCUGUAUAAAAUUUACAUUAGUUAAUUAUUUAACCAUCCUAUUUAUUUUUAUUGAGAAAUUUACUUAAGCAUUAUGUGGAGUGUUCAAAUGCAGGAAAAUUACAACUGUGUAAAACGACGACAUUUAAGUGAAUUUGACUAACUAAAUACAAAGUGGAAAGCGUAUAUAUGGAAAUUUAACUUUAUAUAUAUUAUUGAGGUAAAAUAAUUAAAGUAAUUGUAAACUGUAAAUUAUCAUACCGAAAGGAAAGGCAAAAAAGAACAAACAGAAAACCAUCAUAAUGUUACUAGUUGCAAUAAAGAAAACGACAAAUGAAAAAAGUCAACAACAUUAAAA
Messenger RNA from Armigeres subalbatus, 3913 nucleotides. It is a transcript of the gene mirr, whose product is annotated as homeobox protein araucan. The record is from RefSeq and is a predicted model, not a curated record. Bases 710 to 2332 code for a protein of 540 amino acids. Lineage: Eukaryota; Metazoa; Arthropoda; Insecta; Diptera; Culicidae. Gene Ontology annotation, biological process: neuron differentiation; cell development; regulation of transcription by RNA polymerase II. Gene Ontology annotation, molecular function: DNA-binding transcription factor activity, RNA polymerase II-specific; RNA polymerase II cis-regulatory region sequence-specific DNA binding. The transcript is spliced from 5 exons. Gene Ontology annotation, cellular component: nucleus.